Molecule: messenger RNA, 1712 nt
Organism: Aphis gossypii (cotton aphid)
Lineage: Eukaryota; Metazoa; Arthropoda; Insecta; Hemiptera; Aphididae
Gene: PIG-U
Product: phosphatidylinositol glycan anchor biosynthesis class U protein
Exons: 7
Coding region: 217-1512 (431 amino acids)
Biological process (GO): protein localization to cell surface; attachment of GPI anchor to protein
Cellular component (GO): GPI-anchor transamidase complex; membrane
Source: RefSeq, a predicted model, not a curated record
AAACACAAUUAAUUUGUUAUAUUUUAACGAUUUAACGUUAUCUGCUAAGUAUUAAAUCAACUAUCAAAAUCGAAUAUCCGGUAAUGUUUUUUAGUUUUCUUCUCAAGAACAAUAAUUGAACAAAAUAUGUCUCGUCUUGUGUACACUAUCAAAUUUAAAUUUAAUAAUAAUAUGUUCACAUAGCAUUUAAUUUAAGAGUUAAAUCGAUCGUCAUUUAUGGAAAAAUUACUAAUUUUCGUGUACUCGAUUGGAAUCCUUAUUAGGAUCUAUUUGAGCUUCAGCGAUUUCAGUACUUCAAUCGCAGACCGGGUUGAAGUGUCAACGCCAUUGAAUUCUUGGAAAAGAGUUAUAGAAGGCGUAUCCUUAUACAAUGAAAAUCUCAACCCAUAUGAUGGAGAUUUAUUUCAUGAGACUCCAUUGGCUCUUGUAUUUUUCAGUAACUUGACAUCAACUUUUUCAGAUUUUUAUGUAUCAUUAGUAUUUAUUAUGUGCGAUCUCAUGACUGCUUUUGUGUUGUAUUAUACGUCUAAAAUUUACACAGAAAAUUUGCUUGAAAAGCAAACCAAAAGAAAACAUGUCUAUUAUAAAGAAUUCAAUAAAUUAUUGAUACCAGAUGACUUUUCAGUCAUAAAUCCGUUUUAUGUAUGUUCAGUUUAUAUGCUUAACCCUUAUACGGUGUUUAGCUGUAUUGCAAGAACAACAACAGUGUUUAAUAACCUAUUUUUAGCAAUAUGUUUAUAUUCUAUGGUAAAACGGCAUAGACUAUUAGGAUGUCUGAGCUUAGUAUUAGCAUCAUUGCCAACGUUUUAUACAUUUGGUCUUAUAGCUCCAUUAAUGUUAAGUUGUGUACCGACUGACUCUAAGAAAAAGACUGGUUCAUUCAUAUUUACAUUUUUAAUUUGUGGAGCCAUUAGCUGUAUGCUACUAUAUUUAUGCUAUACUAUUAUGAAUGAUUGGGCGUUUCUAGACUCUGUUUAUGGUUUUAUAUUAAAUGUACGUGAUUUAAAACCAAAUAUUGGUUUAUUUUGGUAUUUCUUUACUGAGAUGUUUGAACAUUUCCGUGCACUAUUUGUUUGUGCUUUUCAAUUAAAUGCAUCUGUUUUGUAUGUAAUUCCAUUAAGUAUACGUCUCCGCCGUGACCCUUUGUUGUUAGCUACCAGUUUGUUAACAUUAACCGCAGUAUUUAAGUCAUAUCCAAGCAUAGGAGAUGUUGGAUUUUACCUCAGUCUUCUUCCAAUCCAUAGGCAUCUAUUCUACUUUAUGCAACAAGCAUUUAUUGUAUCAUGUUUCUUUGUGGGUUGUACUGUUUUUGCCCCUACUGUAUGGCAUUUAUGGAUUUAUUCACGUUCAGCAAAUGCAAAUUUCUAUUUUGGAGUUACUCUUGCUUUUGCUACAACUCAAAUAUUCCUGAUCACUGAUUUAUUGUUCGCCUACAUAAAGCGUGAGUUCGCUUUGAAACACGGUAUGAAACGUAUGAUCAAUGGAAAAGAAGCACGUUUAAUGCUUGAUUAAUACAAUUUUAUGUUAAACUUUUUGAGAAAAAUUUUAAAAUCUUGACAUGGCUCCUUUUAAAUAAAUAAAUCAAAUUGUUAUUGGUAAUUUUUAUACUUAAACACAUCAUACCAAAUUACAUCUAAUCACUAUAAUUUAUAAGUAAAAUGUAUAAUAUAUUUUUACAAAAAACAAUAAAAUAAAAUUGUACAAAACAUGAA